UGUGUAUCACAUGAUUCUUGUCUUGUGACUUAACAGACUGGCCGCAGGAAAGCAUUUUCUAAGUUUACAAGAUAGUUUCAAGGGUCUCGGUCACCCGAUAUUUGAUUUAUUUAUUAUUUUAGGAAAAGGAAUAACAGAAACGGAACAAAUCAGAUAAAGUACUGUCUAAUUGUUGUUGGAUUCCUGCUGGGCUGCCACCUUGUCCUCUCUAAGAUUUGCAGAGUGAACAGAGCGAGAUUGAGUGGUUAGCAGACUUGCUAAGCUAGCUAGCUAGCUAGCUAGGCAGCUACCGUCCGCAUCUAUCUAGGAACUAGGAGUGAAAGUGAAAGCUAGCGAAGGAGUGUUUUCCUUUUCCUUAGUUGCGUUUUUAAUGGGUAACAUAGGGCGCCGCUUCUCGCUUUCUACCACUCUAGGUGGCCUUGAAGAAACCCGAGCAAACUAAUAAAAGUUAUCUUGUGAGCUCUGUUAAAGCUCUAAAUACACAGAACAAAAAUAACACUAAUUGCCAAACUAGCUGAGUCGAGGAAGGAACGCGUCGGACAUGGAUGGAAAGCCUUUGUUGCAAGACAGACCCCCUGCCUACAAUGUUGUGGCUGGGGCAUACGAAUACGGGCAACAACACAAUUAUGGAGCUAUACCGCCGCCGGCUCCUCCGCCGCCACACUUCCAACAACCGCCCCCACCAUAUCAGUAUCCCGAUGGACAAGGGUACCCACAGCCCCCUGCCCAGCUGUCCCCUGUGUCUCAGCAGCCAAACUAUGGAGGCACAUACACCAUAAUCCAGCCCUCUGUGGUUGUGGUAGGAGGCUGCCCGGCUUGUAGAGUUGGAGUGCUGGAGGAUGACUUCACCUGCCUGGGGAUUCUAUGUGCCAUUGUCUUCUUCCCCAUCGGAAUCCUCUUCUGCCUUGCACUACGCCAGAGGAGAUGUCCCAACUGUGGGGCCACCUUUGGCUAGAGGGACCAGGCCGGAGCUGUGGAUCCUGCUGCUGGCCUUUCAGAUGUUCCCUUUUUGCAUUAGUACACCGAUGAUGCCAUGCACGUGAUGCCUGCUGACCUUGAAGGUGUGACGGAAAGCGGAACAGAAAGACACGUGCAGGGGUAUCUGUCAUUUUCAUUCACACGCAUGCACUACCUUUGCUUUCAUCGAUUAGUGAUUGAUGCCUUUGGGUAAUAAACAGAAAAAGAACAAAUGUAAUAAUUAAGGAAUAUAAUACAUUAUAUGAAUGUAUUAUACAAACGUGUCGCUCAUGGAAUUGCUGCUUUGAUUCACCCAGUAGAAGUAUGUCGUCUGGAGUAAUGUGGAUCAGUAUCUUUAUGUUCAUGUGUGUUCGACAGAAUUGCGUUACUCCAGCAUCCGUAGCCCCAGAGCUGGGUCUUGAUGGUUAAAACAUGUAUCUGGUUGGUUCUUCCUGUGCUUCAGAUUGAACGAUUCCCCAAUGUUUUCUUCCAGUCUUCUUGAGCACUUUAGUUCAUCACACAGAAAUAUGUACGGUUUCCCCACUGUUAGUUCUGUUCUCUCUUGUGAACACAGAAUAGACAUCGUAAGGACAUGCACUGCUACAGUAAAUGGAUACAUUAUACUUUUAGCUCUUAAAGGCAAAAUGUUUUUUUAUGAGAUGCUUUAUAUUCCAAACAUGUUGUGCAUUUAUUUUUUUGUAAAGGAAACCAGCAUUCUUUGGCUGUUCUCUGGGUUUGGGGGCCAUGCAUACUGAUCUUUGCUGGUGGUGGUAAUAUUCAUUGCAGACCCUGAGCAUCAAACAAAAGGUAACAGUGACUCAAAAUGGUUCUGCUAGUGUAACAAUUUCAAGAAAUGCACAUAUUAUUUUGAUCAAGGGACGUCUUGUCAGAUUAUACUUUUUGAACAACUUUAACCACUGGAACAUGACUCCUUUUACCAGACCGAAUUGCUUCCCUUUUAAUGAAAGACAAUCAAGUGUGUUUCUGUGUAUGCUGCAUCUUUGCAUUGAAUGGCAAAUUAGACAUAUUGAAGAUGUAAUUAUUUGCAAUUGUUUCACUGGUAUAAUGCUUUUAAACCACAUCACACUUGCUGUUAAAAUUUAAUGUCACUAUUUUAUAUACUGUAAGAGAAUUGUAAAUAAAAAUGAUAUGAAGAGAUUAA
This is a messenger RNA of Conger conger (European conger), 2119 nucleotides long. RefSeq names its product membrane protein BRI3-like. Bases 542 to 955 code for a protein of 137 amino acids. The record is from RefSeq and is a predicted model, not a curated record. NCBI's taxonomy places the organism in Eukaryota, Metazoa, Chordata, Actinopteri, Anguilliformes, Congridae. The transcript has 3 exons.